GACGACUUCCUGGGUCAGGUGGAUGUGCCACUUAGUCACCUUCCGACUGAAGACCCAACCAUGGAAAGGCCAUACACAUUUAAGGAUUUCCUUCUCAGACCAAGGAGCCACAAAUCUCGUGUGAAGGGUUUCUUGAGACUGAAGAUGGCUUAUAUGCCUAAAAAUGGUGGCCAGGAGGAAGAAAACAGUGAACAAAGGGAUGACUCUGAGCAUGGCUGGGAUGUGGUUGAUUCCAGUGACUCCGCAUCUCACCGUCAGGAGGAGUUACCACCUCCUCCUCUGCCUCCUGGCUGGGAAGAAAAGGUGGACAACCUGGGACGGACUUACUAUGUCAACCACAACAACAGGACGACUCAGUGGCAUCGGCCAAGUUUGAUUGAUGUGGGAUCUGAUUCGGAUAACAACAUCAGACAGAUUAACCAAGAAGCAGCCCACAGGCGGUUCCGCUCUCGGAGACACAUCAGUGAGGAUUUGGAACCAGAACCUAUGGAGACCGGAGACAUUCCUGAGCCCUGGGAAACCAUUUCAGAGGAGGCAAGCGCAAGUGGAGAUUCCCUAAGCUUGGCACUGCCGCCGCCUCCUGCAUCCCCAGUGUCCCGUACCAGUCCUCAGGAGCUGUCUGAGGAACUGAGCAGAAGACUUCAGGUCACUCCUGAUUCCAAUGGGGAACAACUCAGUUCGUUGAUUCAGAGAGAUCCUUCUUCAAGAUUAAGAUCCUGCAGUGUGACGGAUGCUGUUGCUGAACAGUCCCAGUUAUCCCUGCAGAGUGGUCCGUCUACGAGAGCUCGUUCUUCAACUGUCACAGGUGGUGAGGAACCCACGCCGUCAGUGGCCUACGUACAUACCACGCCAGGCUUACCUUCAGGCUGGGAAGAAAGGAAGGAUGCCAAGGGCCGUACUUACUACGUCAAUCACAACAAUCGCACCACAACGUGGACACGGCCCAUUAUGCAGCUUGCAGAGGACGGCAUGGUUGGGUCGGCAGCGAACAGCAGCAACCAUUUAAGCGAGCCGCAGAUCAGACGCCCUCGUAGCCUCAGUUCACCCACAGUAACUUUGUCUGCUCCGCUGGAGGGUAUGAAGGACUCGCCGGUGCGCAGAGCAGUGAAGGACACCCUUUCCAACCCGCAGUCCCCACAGCCCUCCCCGUACAACUCCCCCAAACCCCAGCACAAAGUCGCACAAAGCUUCCUUCCCCCGGGCUGGGAGAUGCGAAUAGCACCCAACGGGCGGCCCUUCUUUAUCGACCACAAUACCAAAACCACCACCUGG
This is a messenger RNA of Eurypyga helias (sunbittern), 1272 nucleotides long. Its product is annotated as E3 ubiquitin-protein ligase NEDD4-like. The annotation marks the transcript as partial. Gene Ontology annotation, biological process: positive regulation of transcription by RNA polymerase II; hippo signaling. NCBI's taxonomy places the organism in Eukaryota, Metazoa, Chordata, Aves, Eurypygiformes, Eurypygidae. Gene Ontology annotation, cellular component: cytoplasm; nucleus. The transcript is spliced from 11 exons. The record is from RefSeq and is a predicted model, not a curated record. Gene Ontology annotation, molecular function: protein binding; transcription coactivator activity.